Cherax quadricarinatus is the source of this 3116-nucleotide messenger RNA. RefSeq names its product DNA-binding protein D-ETS-4. Lineage: Eukaryota; Metazoa; Arthropoda; Malacostraca; Decapoda; Parastacidae. Gene Ontology annotation, cellular component: nucleus. Gene Ontology annotation, biological process: regulation of transcription by RNA polymerase II; cell differentiation. Gene Ontology annotation, molecular function: DNA-binding transcription factor activity, RNA polymerase II-specific; sequence-specific DNA binding. The record is from RefSeq and is a predicted model, not a curated record.
AGUUAUUCCGAGCCUAGACACCGAGAGGAGUAGACGUGUACACUAGUGCUCCGAGAAUUUGUCAUCUUCGCACUAUGAUGCAUACCCUGAUGUACUCUGAGAUGAACCAAGCAGUGCCAGGCGGAGGGGUGUCGCUGAGCCCUGGUCACGAGGGCGGUUAUGGAGAGUGCCAGGUGCCAUCUCCGUCCCAGUGGUCUGACCCUUGCUACUCUCCUCCCUCCUUCCACUCCCCUCAGCACCUACCAGGGGAGCUGGAGAAGGUGAAGGAUGAGCCCUUCUCUCCCUCACCGUCAUCCAACUCCCUGUCGCCUUCCUCCCCGGGUCAACAACGAGCUUCUCCCUAUGCCCGUCCUCACAAUUUGAAGAAGGAAGGGUUCGAGGCCUCGCUGAGCCUGUCGGAGCUGCUGGCGGAGAACCAGAUGCUGACGAGCGUGCACCAGCAGGUGCCCCUCUACUCCCCCUACCCCGACCACCCGCUUCUGCGGGGCCGCCUUGAGGACAACACUUUCCAGAAGAAGAUGGUGGUGCCUGGCUACAAGACGCCAUCACCCAGCACCAUGAGCGAGGGGCUGGGCUUCCUUGACAUGCUGGUGGACGUGAAACAGGAGGCAGAGGAGGACGUGAAUUCUGGAUCCUCCUGCGGGUCGCCUGCUGCACCUGCCCCGCCGCAGCCCAACACCAACUCUGCAGCCGCCGCCGCCGCCGCCGCCGCCGCUGCAGCAGCUUGCCAGAGGGACAUUCUAGAGACUGUAGAGCAGCUGGCGCUGGAGCAUGCCAGGAGGGAUGUACAGCGGGUGUCAGACUCUCUUAACAUCCCUAGAGACCCCGCCUUGUGGAGCGUGGCUGACGUGCGCGCAUGGUUGAACCUGCAAGCUGCGCAACUCCACCUUCCUCCUCUCAUGCUCAACUUCUGGAACUUGGGCGGUCCUGCGCUUCUGAAGCUGACUGAGGCGCAGUUCCGCCAGCUGGCUCCCGUUGGGGGAGAGUUGCUCUAUGCCCAGCUGGAGAUUUGGAGGGGGGCAUUACGCGCGGCUCCCAGACUGCCUCAGUACCAGUACAGGUAUCGUUUGCACCCUGACCCAAGCCAGAUGCAAGGACCCCAAGGUCAGCAGCACCUUCAGCAGCAACAACAGCCCUGUCAGCAGCAACAGCAAGUGCCACAAGCAAACCAGCUGGAAAAUUCUGGCCAGAUUAGUUCCCCUCAGAUGGGGUCACCAAGUCAACUGGGCUCCCCUAACCAGAUGGGGUCCACGAAUCAACAGGGAUCUAACCAACUGGGGACCACUAACCAGCUGGGAUCUAAUCAACUGGGAUCCCCUAACCAUCUGGGGUCCCCUAACCAUCUGGGGUCCCCUAACCAUCUGGGAUCCCCUAACCAUCUGGGAUCCCCUAACCAUCUAGGAUCUAACCCUCUGGGAUCCCCUAACCAUUUGGGGUCCCCUAACCAUUUGGGGUCCCCUAACCAUCUGGGGUCUCCUAACCAUCUGGGAACUCCUAACCAGCUGAGUUCCCCCAGUCAUUUGGGGUCUCCCAAUCAUCUGGGUUCUCCAUCGACUCCUCCUAUCCCUAUAACAAGUAACCUGGGCCAGGUGCCCACAUCAGUAGUGCAGGUGACGCAGCAGCAGCAAAAACAGCAGCAACAUCUGCAGGGUGGUAAUGGUGGUGCAGGAGCCUGCCAACCCCAGCCGGGCACCCCAGCUCCACAGCCUCCUCCUCCUCCACCGCAGCAGCAGGCCAAUGGAGGCGUCUACCUGGAAGAACAGUGUCUCGAGAUGACGGCUCUUCUCCAGCAGCAAGCCAGCAGCCCCAAGGCCGCCCACACCACCCGCGUCCCCGCCCACUCUCCCCAGGACGACGCCUAUGAUUCUGAUGAAGAGGCGGAGGACGAGGUCUGUGGCGGUGGCGGCGGCGGUAGUGGCAGCGGUGGGCGCGGUGGCACCCACAUCCACCUGUGGCAGUUCCUGAAGGAGCUGCUGCAGCAGCCGCAACUCUAUGGCUCUUGCAUCCGCUGGCUGGACCGGCAGAAGGGCGUUUUCAAGAUUGAAGACAGCGUACGGGUAGCUCGCUUGUGGGGCAAACGCAAGAACCGCCCAGCCAUGAACUACGACAAGCUUUCCCGCUCCAUCCGUCAGUACUACAAGAAAGGUAUCAUGAAGAAGACUGAACGGUCCCAGCGGCUCGUCUACCAGUUCUGCCAUCCCUACUGCCUGUAGGGCUCGGCCAGACCUUCCCAUAGUAUGCUUGUGUGUGUCUGUGUGAGUGACAAACCUAGUGUUAAGGGGGGGAAGGUAAUUUCCCCUAAUUCCGCACAAGGUCAGUGGAUGACUCGGCCUAACUCAGGCCUGAGCUCUGCAGUAAGGCCCUGUGCGUUAUUUUUACACCAUAUAUCUAUGAUAUAUUCCCAUGUGUAAGUUCUAUGAACUUCGUGUUAUUUACGUUCGUGGCGGCAUCAGUUAGUGUCGCCUGAGCGGUCCGUAGGCCUAUGUUAUUACUUAGCUCUAUGGUAGACUUAAGGUAGUGUGUUAAGAUUUGUUGUGAUGUGGGUAGGGUGAUGUAGGGGGCCGCCCUUAUCUUGCGGACCCCUCCAUCACAACCCACAACAACUUUAGUUAAUAAAGAGGUAUAGGGUUAAGGUUGUGGUGUGCGAGGCUACACCAGUAAUUAAGUGUAGGUUAAGGUGGUGGUGUUUGACAGCCGUGAGGGCGGGUUGAGGAACCGGCCAACCCCUCCCCCCUCCUCAUGGCCUAGCGGCGCCCCCACCACCCCCUCCUUCAGGUCGCUGAAGGGGGCGUCAUAGGCGUAGUUGAGUUGUCAUAUGCAUGGUUGGGUUGCCAUGGACUUUGUUGAGUUGUUGGCAUGUCUCACCACUCAACCAAGCCCAGCAGUGAUGUGUGUUUUGCCAGUGUGAAAGUUUGCACGCCUAAUGUGCGUGGGACGGGCGUGUGGGCGUGGAUGAGGUGUAUACACGCCAUUUCCACGUCCACCUCUCGCCUAGGUCGAUACCACCAGUAUCUUACUACAAUGUAUAGUUUAAGAAUAGAUAUAUAUUAUUUAUUUAUGCUAUGAAGUACUUAUAUGUAGUUAUAAAAACCUAAAAAAAAUAUAUAUAUAUAUAU